This is a messenger RNA of Thermothielavioides terrestris NRRL 8126, 1236 nucleotides long. RefSeq lists its product as uncharacterized. Bases 380 to 1120 code for a protein of 246 amino acids. The record is from RefSeq and is a predicted model, not a curated record. The transcript has 2 exons. Lineage: Eukaryota; Fungi; Ascomycota; Sordariomycetes; Sordariales; Chaetomiaceae.
UCUCUCGCUUCUCGUUUGUCUCGACUGCUGCGGGGAAGGGUAGUCUGAGAAGUCUUCCUCGGCAUAUCUUCGUCUGUGUGUAACAAAGGGGGAGGUGGGCGGUAUCGUGAGAUGGUCGACAACAGCACCGGGGUCUCGUGGGCGUCUGCCUGUUGCACAAGUAUAAAUCAUCUCAGAUCUCCGCUCUGUGUCCCAGCUCGCUCUCCAUCACCAACACGCUCGUCUCUUCAUCACACGCAAGCCUUUCCUUUCCAACCAGGGCAGCGAUUGAUUCGUUCCCUUUCCCUUCUCAUUCACUUCUACUUGACGCUGAGCUGUCAGACUCUUGAUCAUUAUCUCCUUGCUCCUUCUGCCGCUACCAUCUCCUGCUCCAGUCAAGAUGUUCUCCAAGAUCUUCGUCCUCGCCCUCUCCAUUGCUCCCCUCGUUUCCGCCCAUGGCAAGGUCAUCGUCGCGACGGGCGAUGCCGGCGGCAACGGCACUGCCCUCGCCAUCAAGGGCGGCAUCGUCCCGGGCACCGGCCCGAACUCUAAGACCGAGGUGGACACCACCGUCUUCAGCAAGACCAACAUCCUCUCGGACGGCCUCGGCCGAACCACCGGUUCCGGCCAGAACAGCCUCAACAUGAUCGUCGAAGCCAUGGCCCAGUCGGGUCCCACCCUCCCGCAGAUUAGCAAUGGCGGCAACAUCUCGGGCACGUUUCACAUCGUGACGACGGACGGCGCGGGGCCCAUCCAGGCCGUGCUCGACCCGACGGCGACGGGCAAGUUCUCCCAGGGCGUGCCGCUCACGGUGCUGCAGCAGAUCCCCGGCACCAACGGCAACAUCGCUCCGGGCAAGAAGCAGCAGCGCUCGCUGUGGGCGCGCGCGCUCGCGGCGGCCGGCAUCAUGAAGCGCGCCGCCAACGUCAACGAGAGCUUCGACUUCAAAUUCUCGGUGCCCGCCGGCACCAACUGCACCGGCACCGUCGCCGGGAUGACCAACGUGUGCCUGGUCAAGAUCGCCAACUCCAACAAGGCCGGCCCCUUCGGCGGCGUCGUGCCCGUGCAGAUUGCCGCGGCCGGCGGCGCCGCUAACCAACAGUCGGCCGCGGCGGCCUGUGCUCGGUCGUUCCAGGCUUGAUCGGCCUUAUGUAAGGGGAAGGGGGGUGGAUGGGCUGCUUCCUUGUGGCUGGGAUGACAUCUGAGCUAGCUGAUCGGUGUAUAGGAGUCAAAGCUGGCGAUGGAGUGAGAGUGCUG